AUGAACACCAUGCGCAAGCACUGGCAGAACAAGCACAGCUGGUCGCCAUAUCCCAGCCGUGGCCGUACAGCGCCACAAAAGCGUACGGCAGCACAGGAUGAGGUGGACAGAUCAUGCCAGAAGGUGCAGUUCCAGCAGGUAUUUGCAUCGCGCAAGGGCUCCCACUACAUACAGAUCCAGACUAAGGAGACUACUGAGCACACCGGCACGCCAGACCAGAACAGAGCCAGCCAUGUCAUUGAUGAGCUGGAGCGGUUUUACCGGGAACAGCAACGGCAGACCAGCAAUGUCAUCCAGGCCGGGGAGCACGAUGAAGCCAACCCAUGGCUGCGGCGGACCAGAUGGCCGGUGUACUUGACCAACAUCGCACCCAAUGAUCUGGUCAACUGCGUGCAGCGGCUCGAGGAUGACACCACGUGCCCAGAUGAACUGGCCGCGAGGGCCAUCUGGGAGGCCAUGGGUCAGGUUGCCCGUACCAGCCAGCGAGUCAUCACACGGCUGGGCCACUUCGUCCGCAUCGAGGCCAUCCGCACAGAGCGACACCAGACCCGGCACACCCCGUUGCAGGCAUACAUGGACGAGGAGAGGAGAGCAUCGCCGAGCACGUGA
Molecule: messenger RNA, 609 nt
Organism: Histoplasma mississippiense
Lineage: Eukaryota; Fungi; Ascomycota; Eurotiomycetes; Onygenales; Ajellomycetaceae
Exons: 1
Coding region: 1-609 (202 amino acids)
Source: RefSeq, a predicted model, not a curated record